UCUCAAUUGGAGUCGUUGGUGGCAUAAUGCAGCUCCUCGGCGGCAUAUUUCUAUUAGGGGCCCUGCUAUUUAUAAGCACAGGCCAAUCGGACGCAGUAUGUGGCUAUGAGUCGUGUCCUGCAACGAAGCCAAACAUGAUUAAUGUGCAUUUAGUGCCACAUUCGCACGACGAUGUUGGCUGGCUGAAGACGGUCGAUCAGUAUUAUUAUGGACAUAAGAAUAAUAUACAGCAUGCUGGCGUACAAUAUAUUUUUGAUUCGGUGGUCGCCGAGCUAUUGAAGGAUUCGUCACGUCGCUUCAUACAAGUGGAGACGGCAUUCUUCUUCAAGUGGUACCAGGAACAAACGGAGCUAGUCCGAGGACUUGUAAAGCAAUUGGUCAACGAAGGUCGCUUGGAGUUUACUGGUGGUGCAUGGAGUAUGAACGAUGAGGCCGCCGUUCACUAUCAAAGCGUCAUUGAUCAGUUCUCACUGGGUUUAAAAAUUCUAAAUGAUACAUUUGGCGCUUGUGGACGUCCACGCAUUGGCUGGCAGAUUGAUCCCUUUGGGCAUUCCCGUGAGAUGGCCUCGAUGUUUGCACAGAUGGGCUAUAAUGGUGAGUUCUUUGCCCGCAUGGAUCACGUUGAGAAGGGGAAACGUCUGGAGGACAUGGCAAUGGAAAUGAUUUGGCAAUCUAGUGAGUCAUUGAGUGACUCGGAUCUCUUUACGGGCAUGCUGUAUCAUCACUACUCGGCUCCACCAGGAUUCUGCUUUGACGUUCUCUGCAGCGAUGACCCAAUUAUCGAUGGCAAGAGCUACGAUAAUAAUGUUAAGGCUCGAGUCGAUAGCUUCGUGAGCUAUGUGAAGAAAAUGUCUAACUCAUUCCGAGCUACACAUGUAAUGGUGCCCAUGGGCGAUGACUUUCAAUACGAAGACGCAGAAAUAAAUUUCAAGAACAUGGACAAACUAAUCAAGUAUGUAAACCAGCGACAACUGGAAGGGUCGAAAGUGAAUGUGUUUUAUUCAACACCCUCUUGCUACCUCAAGGAAGUGCACCAAAUGCAGCUAAAUUGGCCAAAGAAGACACAGGACUUCUUCCCGUACUCCAGUGACGCACAUUCCUAUUGGACAGGCUACUUUACAUCGCGUCCAACACAAAAGCGCUUUGAGCGCGAUGGCAAUCAUUUGCUGCAGACCGUCAAACAGUUGAGUACGUUCGCGAAAUUGACGAGCGCCCAGCAAACUGGAAAUUUGGACUCACUGCGUCAAGUGAUGGGCGUAAUGCAGCAUCAUGAUGCCAUCACGGGUACUGAGAAGCAGGCAGUUGCCCGCGACUACGAUCGCCUACUCACCGAUGCUAUUGUCGAUGCCCAGCAUAAUGCACGGGAUGCGCUUCGAGUGCUCACCAAUCUGAGCACAGGAGAGUUCGAUAGCUGCUUGCAGCUGAAUAUCAGUGUCUGUGCAUUCACUGAGAAUAGUGCCAACAAUGUGGUUGUGACUCUCUUCAACCCACUCGCCCAUCCCUCUGCCCAAUAUGUGCGUGUGCCGGUUAACAACGAACAAUACUUGGUGACAAAUGAGAAGGGGCAACAAGUUGCUUCGGAGGUGGUGCCGGUGCCUUGGCAAGUUCUGGCUAUUGAGCACCGCACGAAUGCCACACAGCAUGAGUUGGUCUUCAAGGCAACCGUGGACAAGAUCGCCAACUUCUACAUACGUAAUCUGCCGGCGCCGAGAAACUCACAGAAGCCAGCUUUCGAACGUUUUGAAAAGGUGCAUUCGAUGAUGCAGGCAAUGUCCAAUGAUGAUGCGGAAUCGGAUGAAUUUAUUAUACAGAAUUCGCUAAUCAAGCUUACGUUCGACAAGACAAGCGGACACCUAAAGACUGUGCAAAUGAACGGACUAACGGAGGAUAUUGGGCAAAGCUUUGGCAUAUACACGGGUGCCCAGGGCAACAACCAAGGAGCUGAGCAUCGUUCCUCUGGAGCAUACAUAUUCCGGCCCAAUGGUGACAUUAGUUUACUGACAGAUAACGUUGACUACACCAUUUUCGAUGGUGUUCAAGUUAAGGAAGUCCAUCAGCAUGUGAAUGAGUGGAUUUCCCAAGUAAUUCGCAUCUAUGAAGGCGUCAAUCGGGUAGAAUUUGAGUGGUUGAUUGGACCCAUUCCGAUUGACGAUGACCAGGGUCGGGAGAUUGUGACUCGCUUCACGAGUGGAGUCGCCUCCAAGGGUGUCUUCUACACCGAUUCAAAUGGACGCGAGAUGAUCAAGCGUGAAGUAAACAAACGCGAGUACUUCACUCCCAAUAUGACCGAGUCCGUUAGCGGCAAUUAUUAUCCCGUUACUGCACGCAUUUCCAUUGAGGAUCAGCAAAAGCGAAUCGCUUUACUCAACGAUCGCGCCCAGGGUGGAUCUAGUCUCCAAGAUGGCCAGCUGGAACUCAUGCUCCAUCGUCGCCUUCUUAAGGACGAUGCAUUUGGGGUUGGCGAGGCCCUAAAUGAGACUCAAUUCGGUGUGGGUUUAAUUGCACGCGGUAAAGUGUAUCUCAUCUUAAACUCAGCUGAGGAGAAGCCCACAAUUGGAGAGCGCUUGGCACAGCAAGAAAUUCAUCUGCCAUUCUGGAAAUUCUUUAGUAGUUCGAAUGCGCCCAGUGUGGUUAAGCCAACGAUACCAGAUUUCAGCAAUUUCCCGCAAUCGGUUAAUCUGCUAACACUCGAGCCGUAUUCCAGCAAUGAAAUCCUUAUGCGCCUUGAGAACUUUAUGGAUCACAGUGAGGGUCACACAGUCAGCUUCAAUAUUCGCGACAUCUUCGAUUCGUUGGGUGGCAAGGAGAUCAAAGAAACUACUUUGGAUGGCAACAUGCUUCUGAGUGACAUGAAGAGAUUCAAGUUCCAUCACCAAGGAUCAAUGCCAAAGGCUGUGGAAUACUUUACAGCUCCACACGAUCCGUUGUGGGCUAAUGGUGCAAGUGACUCCUCUAAAUUCAGUGUCACCUUGAAUCCCAUGCAGAUUCGCACAUUUAUUAUUAAAUGGUCAUAUGGAGACGAAGAAAAAUAAAAUAAAUAGAUUAGAUUCAUAGAUUUGCUUAAAGAUCAUAUUUGUUUAAUAAUAUUUAGAGCAUGCUCAAUAUAAACUAAAAUUUGGACUUUCAGCUAACUCCACAUUCAAGUAGAAGUUUCUACAAUAAUAACUUAUUCAAAACAAAAAUUGUUAUUGGAAAAAUUUCGUGUCAGCAUACAAAUUCGCCAAGCUAAAAGUCUUUGCUCUUUGCACCCUCACCCACAGUGGCAAAUUUUAAACCUCAACGAACGAGAUGUCAAUAAAUAUUGGGCAUAAAGUGUCCUGGCCAA
Drosophila grimshawi is the source of this 3325-nucleotide messenger RNA. It is a transcript of the gene LManI, whose product is annotated as lysosomal alpha-mannosidase. Gene Ontology annotation, molecular function: alpha-mannosidase activity; carbohydrate binding. Gene Ontology annotation, biological process: mannose metabolic process. Gene Ontology annotation, cellular component: lysosome. NCBI's taxonomy places the organism in Eukaryota, Metazoa, Arthropoda, Insecta, Diptera, Drosophilidae. The record is from RefSeq and is a predicted model, not a curated record. The transcript is spliced from 6 exons. The coding region runs from base 27 to 3032 and encodes 1001 amino acids.